This is a messenger RNA of Closterium sp. Naga37s-1, 14774 nucleotides long. NCBI's taxonomy places the organism in Eukaryota, Viridiplantae, Streptophyta, Zygnematophyceae, Desmidiales, Closteriaceae. The record is from the annotation of a GenBank genome assembly.
AUGGAGGCCAUGCCGGCCGACGAAGCUGCUCCGGACACUGGCCCCGACGAGCCGCCUGUAACAGCGAAACCAACAGCGCCGUCCCAGCCGGAGAAAGCUUCGGAUGCUCCCCGCUCUUGGCUAGAUUUUCUUAGAGCUACGGCUGCUCCCGUCACACCUGAACCGCCUAGGUCUACCGUUCACGACUCUGCCCCUGUAGUAACCCCUACUCCUACUGCUUCUCCUAUUCCCGUCCCGUUCACUCUCCCCCCGGCUGUUGCUGGCUGCAGCAAAGAUCCUCCACCGCCCUCGCCCAGUCCUACUCCAAGCACGGUGCGGGUGUCCCUUGGCCCGCCGUCGGCUACUUCCGCUCCAAAGCGUGCGCGAUCUGGUAAGUGGGCGCAGAGUACUCUGCUGGUGGGAGGCCGCCGUAUUCCACCGCCGGAAAAGCCCGAUGAGCCUGCACAGAAAGAAGCUGAGCUGCCGGAAGAAGGUGACAUCCCGGUGCGCGCGGAUACCGGCUCGCCGGCACUCACCAAGACGCAGCUGCGAGAGCAGAUGUACCUGGAGGCGAGUAUUAAUUACGAGACGAAGUGGGCGGGAUACUUUUCUUGGCUUGUGUUUGGGAAAACCAAGGACGGUUUCCCGUACGUGAAGUGCAGCAUCUGCAUGUCGUACGGUAAGGGGAACACGAGGUACGCCAUGCAGGGAGACGACGGAGGCCGUGACUUGCAGACGCAGUCGUUCCGGGCGCACGAGCAUACGGACGCACACAUGGCGGCGGUGGACCGCCAGAUGAAGAUUGCGGCGGGAAUCCGCGAGGGGCAGCAGGUGAUUUCGGACUUCAUCAACUCCGACGUCGAGGGCCGCCGCGCGAUACGGCUGAUGCGGUCGACUCAGUUCCUGUGCCAGUGCGACGCGCCGAUUAGCAUGUUUCCUAAGCUGAUGCGGCAUCUUGCGGAGCAGGACACGCCAGACAUUCCCCGGCAGUCGUACGGCGUUUAUCUCACGCGUGAGGCGUUGGCUGUGAAGGACGCCGCUGACUCAAACCCGGAUCUCGGCAUGGUCGACAAGGUGGUGCGCACUGUGGCGACUCUGCUCGGAAACUCCAGCGUGUGGAGUCAGCGGUUCAAGUACCUGCAGCGUGUGAUUUACAAGACCAACCUGGAAGUCCAAGGCAUCCACACGGUGCGGUGGCUGUCUCGAGGAGAUGCGGUGGCCAGGCUGUGCAAGGUCCUCGGCGCUUGCAUCGUGCUGCUCUGGGAGCACAAUCACAAGGCGUACGAGAUUGUCACCUGCUACAAGUUUCAGUUCUGCUUGUUUUUCUUGGCCGACAUCUUGGCGGACAUGAACGACCUCAACCGCUGCUUCCAGAGACGAGAGAUUGCGAAGACGAUCGAGUCCACAACGAGUGACCUGACGGAGCGCUACUUGACGCCAGAGAAAGCUUUCGGGGGCGAAGGGAAGAGCUGGCUGGUGAACUUCCUCAAAGUCCACAAGGAGGGUGGAGGCAAGCAGGUCCAGGUGCGCGGCGUGGACGGUGCUGGACGCCCGAUCAACCACCUGUACACCAUGCAUGAGCGGAAGCUGAAGGGGCACAAACACGGAAGCACCUACGCAGACUGCGUGAAGCUGUGCCGCAAAUUCGCCCGUGACUGCGUGGACAACCUCAACAACCGACUGGAUGACCUUGGGAAGCUGGGGCCGACGAAGCUGUUCCGGGCGGGGAAGUGGCCGAAGAUCAAGGCCCAGCGAGAGAAGAAGUGUAAGGAGUGGCUGAACGGAUGCAGCAGGCUGUUCCGCAACAAGCUGCCGGGAUUCGACCUCAAAGCAGCAGAGAGGGAGCUUCCAACCUUCUGCGCGAUCAUGGAGGCACACCAUGAGAUGGAGAGCUUCACCCAGGGCCUGUCGAACUUCCUUGGGAGCGCAGACUCCAAGAGAAAUACAUCAGAGCAGUGCAAAGCCGCCAGCAGCACCGCCAUUACAUCAGGCAGCAACGGAGGGCAGUUUGACGCCCAUGAGCCAACGAGCUGCCCGCCCCAUGCAACACCCCUCGCAGUGGCAGUGCAAAGCCGCCAGCAGCAGCAGCACUCCAUCACAUCAGGCAGCCACGGAGGGCAGUUUGACGCCCAUGAGCCAACGAGCUGCCCGACCCACGCAACACCCCUCGCAGUGGCAGUGCAAAGCCGCCAGCAGCAGCAGCACUCCAUCACAUCAGGCAGCCACGGAAGGCAGUUUGACGCCCAUGAGCCAACGAGCUGCCCGCCCCACCCAACACCCCUCGCAGUGGCAGUGCAAAGCCGCCAGCAGCAGCAACACUCCAUCACAUCAGGCAGCCACGGAAGGCAGUUUGACGCCCAUGAGCCAACGAGCUGCCCGCCCCACGCAACACCCCUCGCAGUGGCAGUGCAAGCCGCCAGCAGCAGCAGCACUCCAUCACAUCAGGCAGCCACGGAGGGCAGUUUGACGCCCAUGAGCCAACGAGCUGCCCGCCCCACGCAACACCCCUUGCAGUGGAACCACGGAGGGCAGUUUGACGCCCAUGAGCCAACGAGCUGCCCACCCCACGCAACACCCCUCGCAGUGGGAGUGCAAAGCCGCCAGCAGCAGCAGCACUCCAUCACAUCAGGCAGCCACGGAGGGCAGUUUGACGCCCAUGAGCCAACGAGCUGCCCGCCCCACGCAACACCCCUCGCAGUGGCAGUGCAAAGCCGCCAGCAGCAGCAGCACUCCAUCACAUCAGGCAGCCACGGAGGGCAGUUUGACGCCCAUGAGCCAACGAGCUGCCCGCCCCACGCAACACCCCUCACAGUGGAAGUGCAAAGCCGCCAGCAGCAGCAGCACUCCAUCACAUCAGGCAGCCACGGAAGGCAGUUUGACGCCCAUGAGCCAACGAGCUGCCCGCCCCACGCAACACCCCUCGCAGUGGCAGUGCAAAGCCGCCAGCAGCUGCAGCACUCCAUCACAUCAGGCAGCCACGGAAGGCAGUUUGACCCCCAUGAGCCAACGAGCUGCCCGCCCCACCCAACACCCCUCGCAGUGGCAGUGCAAAGCCGCCAGCAGCUGCAACACUCCAUCACAUCAGGCAGCCACGGAGGGCAGUUUGACGCCCAUGAGCCAACGAGCUGCUCGCCCCACGCAACACCCCUCGCAGUGGCAGUGCAAAGCCGCCAGCAGCAGCAGCACUCCAUCGCAUCAGGCAGCCACGGAGGGCAGUUUGACGCCCAUGAGCCAACGAGCUGCCCGCCCCACGCAACACCCCUCGCAGUGGCAGUGCAAAGCCGCCAGCAGAAGCAGCACUCCAUCACAUCAGGCAGCCACGGAAGGCAGUUUGACGCCCAUGAGCCAACGAGCUGCCCGCCCCACGCAACACCCCUCGCAGUGGCAGUGCAAAGCCGCCAGAAGCAGCAGCACUCCAUCACAUCAGGCAGCCACGGAAGGCAGUUUGACGCCCAUGAGCCAACGAGCUGCCCGCCCCACGCAACAUCCCUCGCAGUGGCACUGCCCGCCCCACGCAAAACCCCUCGCAGUGGCAGUGCAAGCCGCCAGCAGCAGCAGCACUCCAUCACAUCAGGCAGCCACGGAGGGCAGUUUGACGCCCAUGAGCCAACGAGCUGCCCGCCCCCCGCAACACCCCUCGCAGUGGCGGUGCAAAGCCGCAAGCAGCAGCAGCACUCCAUCACAUCAGGCAGCCACGGAGGGCAGUUUGACGCCCAUGAGCCAACGAGCUGCCCGCCCCAUGCAACACCCCUCGCAGUGGAAGUGCAAAGCCUCCAGCAGCAGCAGCACUCCAUCACAUCAGGCAGCCACGGAGGGCAGUUUGACGCCCAUGAGCCAACGAGCUGCCCGCCCCACGCAACACCCCUCGCAGUGGCAGUGCAAAGCCGCAAGCAGCAGCAGCACUCCAUCACAUCAGGCAGCCACGGAGGGCAGUUUGACGCCCAUGAGCCAACGAGCUGCCCGCCCCAUGCAACACCCCUCGCAGUGGAAGUGCAAAGCCUCCAGCAGCAGCAGCACUCCAUCACAUCAGGCAGCCACGGAGGGCAGUUUGACGCCCAUGAGCCAACGAGCUGCCCGCCCCAUGCAACACCCCUCGCAGUGGCAGUGCAAAGCCGCCAGCAGCAGCAGCACUCCAUCACAUCAGGCAGCCACGGAGGGCAAUUUGACGCCCAUGAGCCAACGAGCUGCCCGCCCCACGCAACACCCAUCGCAGUGGAAGUGCAAAGCCGCCAGCAGCAGCAGCACUCCAUCACAUCAGGCAGCCACGGAGGGCAGUUUGACGCCCAUGAGCCAACGAGCUGCCCGCCCCACGCAACACCCCUCGCAGUGGCAGUGCAAAGCCGCCAGCAGCAGCAGCACUCCAUCACAUCAGGCAGCCACGGAGGGCAGUUUGACGCCCAUGAGCCAACGAGCUGCCCGCCCCACGCAACACCCCUCGCAGUGGAACUGCCCGCCCCACGCAACACCCCUCGCAGUGGCAGUGCAAGCCGCCAGCAGCAGCAGCACUCCAUCACAUCAGGCAGCCACGGAGGGCAGUUUGACGCCCAUGAGCCAACGAGCUGCCCGCCCCACCCAACACCCCUCGCAGUGGCAGUGCAAAGCCGCCAGCAGCAGCAGCACUCCAUCACAUCAGGCAGCCACGGAGGGCAGUUUGACGCCCAUGAGCCAACGAGCUGCCCGCCCCACGCAACACCCCUCGCAGUGGAAGUGCAAAGCCUCCAGCAGCAGCAGCACUCCAUCACAUCAGGCAGCCACGGAGGGCAGUUUGACGCCCAUGAGCCAACGAGCUGCCCGCCCCACGCAAUACCCCUCGCAGUGGCAGUGCAAAGCCGCCAGCAGCAGCAGCACUCCAUCACAUCAGGUAGCCACGGAGGGCAGUUUGACGCCCAUGAGCCAACGAGCUGCCCGCCCCACGCAACACCCCUCGCAGUGGAAGUGCAAAGCCGCCAGCAGCAGCAGCACUCCAUCACAUCAGGCAGCCACGGAGGGCAGUUUGACGCCCAUGAGCCAACGAGCUGCCCGCCCCAUGCAACACCCCUCGCAGUGGAAGUGCAAAGCCUCCAGCAGCAGCAGCACUCCAUCACAUCAGGCAGCCACGGAGGGCAGUUUGACGCCCAUGAGCCAACGAGCUGCCCGCCCCACGCAACACCCCUCGCAGUGGAAGUGCAAAGCCGCCAGCAGCAGCAGCACUCCAUCACAUCAGGCAGCCACGGAAGGCAGUUUGACGCCCAUGAGCCAACGAGCUGCCCACCCCACGCAACACCCCUCGCAGUGGCAGUGCAAGCUGCCAGCAGCAGCAGCACUCCAUCACAUCAGGCAGCCACGGAGGGCAGUUUGACGCCCAUGAGCCAACGAGCUGCCCGCCCCACGCAACACCCCUCGCAGUGGCAGUGCAAAGCCGCCAGCAGCAGCACUCCAUCACACCAGGCAACCAUGGAGAGCAGCUUGACGCCCAUGAGCCAACGAGCUGCCCGCCCCACGCAAAACCCCUCGCAGUGGCAUGGCAGUGCAAGCCGCCAGCAGCAGCAGCACUCCAUCACAUCAGGCAGCCACGGAGGGCAGUUUGACGCCCAUGAGCCAACGAGCUGCCCGCCCCAUGCAACACCCCUCGCAGUGGAAGUGCAAAGCCUCCAGCAGCAGCAGCACUCCAUCACAUCAGGCAGCCACGGAGGGCAGUUUCACGCCCAUGAGCCAACGAGCUGCCCGCCCCACGCAACACCCCUCGCAGUGGCAGUGCAAAGCCGCCAGCAGCAGCAGCACUCCAUCACAUCAAGCAGCCACGGAGGGCAGUUUGACGCCCAUGAGCCAACGAGCUGCCCGCCCCACGCAACACCCCUCGCAGUGGAAGUGCAAAGCCUCCAGCAGCAGCAGCACUCCAUCACAUCAGGCAGCCACGGAGGGCAGUUUGACGCCCAUGAGCCAACGAGCUGCCCGCCCCACGCAACACCCCUCGCAGUGGAACUGCCCGCCCCACGCAACACCCCUCGCAGUGGCAGUGCAAGCUGCCAGCAGCAGCAGCACUCCAUCACAUCAGGCAGCCACGGAGGGCAGUUUGACGCCCAUGAGCCAACGAGCUGCCCGCCCCACGCAACACCCCUCGCAGUGGCAGUGCAAAGCCGCCAGCAGCAGCACUCCAUCACACCAGGCAAACAUGGAGAGCAGCUUGACGCCCAUGAGCCAACGAGCUGCCCGCCCCACGGAAAACCCCUCGCAGUGGCAGUGCAAAGCCGCCAGCAGCAGCAGCACUCCAUCACAUCAGGCAGCCACGGAGGGCAGUUUGACGCCCAUGAGCCAACGAGCUGCCCGCCCCACGCAACACCCCUCGCAGUGGCAGUGCAAAGCCGCAAGCAGCAGCAGCACUCCAUCACAUCAGGCAGCCACGGAGGGCAGUUUGACGCCCAUGAGCCAACGAGCUGCCCGCCCCAUGCAACACCCCUCGCAGUGGAAGUGCAAAGCCUCGAGCAGCAGCAGCACUCCAUCACAUCAGGCAGCCACGGAGGGCAGUUUGACGCCCAUGAGCCAACGAGCUGCCCGCCCCACGCAACACCCCUCGCAGUGGCAGUGCAAAGCCGCCAGCAGCAGCAGCACUCCAUCACAUCAGGCAGCCACGGAGGGCAGUUUGAUGCCCAUGAGCCAACGAGCUGCCCGUCCCACGCAACACCCCUCGCAGUGGAAGUGCAAAGCCUCCAGCAGCAGCAGCACUCCAUCACAUCAGGCAGCCACGGAGGGCAGUUUGACGCCCAUGAGCCAACGAGCUGCCCGCCCCACGCAACACCCCUCGCAGUGGCAGUGCAAAGCCGCCAGCAGCAGCAGCACUCCAUCACAUCAGGCAGCCACGGAGGGCAGUUUGACGCCCAUGAGCCAACGAGCUGCCCGCCCCAUGCAACACCCCUCGCAGUGGAAGUGCAAAGCCUCCAGCAGCAGCAGCACUCCAUCACAUCAGGCAGCCACGGAGGGCAGUUUGACGCCCAUGAGCCAACGAGCUGCCCGCCCCACGCAACACCCCUCGCAGUGGCAGUGCAAAGCCUCCAGCAGCAGCAGCACUCCAUCACAUCAGGCAGCCACGGAGGGCAGUUUGACGCCCAUGAGCCAACGAGCUGCCCGCCCCACGCAACACCCCUCGCAGUGGAAGUGCAAAGCCUCCAGCAGCAGCAGCACUCCAUCACAUCAGGCAGCCACGGAGGGCAGUUUGACGCCCAUGAGCCAACGAGCUGCCCGCCCCACGCAACACCCCUCGCAGUGGAAGUGCAAAGCCUCCAGCAGCAGCAGCACUCCAUCACAUCAGGCAGCCACCGAGGGCAGUUUGACGCCCAUGAGCCAACGAGCUGCCCGCCCCAUGCAACACCCCUCGCAGUGGCAGUGCAAAGCCGCCAGCAGCAGCAGCACUCGAUCACAUCAGGCAGCCACGGAGGGCAGUUUGACGCCCAUGAGCCAACGAGCUGCCCGCCCCACGCAACACCCCUCGCAGUGGAAGUGCAAAGCCGCCAGCAGCAGCAGCACUCCAUCACAUCAGGCAGCCACGGAGGGCAGUUUGACGCCCAUGAGCCAACGAGCUGCCCGCCCCACGCAACACCCCUCGCAGUGGAACUGCCCGCCCCACGCAACACCCCUCGCAGUGGCAGUGCAAGCUGCCAGCAGCAGCAGCACUCCAUCACACCAGGCAACCACGGAGAGCAGUUUGACGCCCAUGAGCCAACGAGCUGCCCGCCCCACGCAACACCCCUCGCAGUGGCAGUGCAAAGCCGCCAGCAGCAGCACUCCAUCACACCAGGCAACCACGGAGAGCAGCUUGACGCCCAUGAGCCAACGAGCUGCCCGCCCCACGCAAAACCCCUCGCAGUGGCAGUGCAAAGCCGCCAGCAGCAGCACUCCAUCACACCAGGCAGCCACGGAGGGCAGUUUGACGCCCAUGAGCCAACGAGCUGCCCGCCCCACGCAACACCCCUCGCAGUGGCAGUGCAAGCCGCAAGCAGCAGCAGCACUCCAUCACAUCAGGCAGCCACGGAGGGCAGUUUGACGCCCAUGAGCCAACGAGCUGCCCGCCCCACGCAACACCCCUCGCAGUGGCAGUGCAAAGCCGCAAGCAGCAGCAGCACUCCAUCACAUCAGGCAGCCACGGAGGGCAGUUUGACGCCCAUGAGCCAACGAGCUGCCCGCCCCACGCAACACCCCUCGCAGUGGAAGUGCAAAGCCUCCAGCACCAGCAGCACUCCAUCACAUCAGGCAGCCAUGGAGGGCAGUUUGACGCCCAUGAGCCAACGAGCUGCCCGCCCCACGCAACACCCCUCGCAGUGGCAGUGCAAAAGCCGCCAGCAGCAGCAGCACUCCAUCACAUCAGGUAGCCACGGAGGGCAGUUUGACGCCCAUGAGCCAACGAGCUGCCCGCCCCACGCAACACCCCUCGCAGUGGCAGUGCAAAGCCGCCAGCAGCGACAGCACUCCAUCACAUCAGGCAGCCACGGAGGGCAGUUUCACGCCCAUGAGCCAACGAGCUGCCCGCCCCACGCAACACCCCUCGCAGUGGCAGUGCAAAGCCGCCAGCAGCAGCAGCACUCCAUCACAUCAGGCAGCCACGGAGGGCAGUUUGACGCCCAUGAGCCAACGAGCUGCCCGCCCCACGCAACACCCCUCGCAGUGGAAGCAAAGCCUCCAGCAGCAGCAGCACUCCAUCACAUCAGGCAGCCACGGAGGGCACAGCAGCACUCCAUCACAUCAGGCAGCCACGGAGGGCAGUUUGACGCCCAUGAGCCAACGAGCUGCCCGCCCCAUGCAACACCCCUCGCAGUGGAAGUGCAAAGCCUCCAGCAGCAGCAGCACUCCAUCACAUCAGGCAGCCACGGAGGGCAGUUUGACGCCCAUGAGCCAACGAGCUGCCCGCCCCACGCAACACCCCUCGCAGUGGCAGUGCAAAGCCGCCAGCAGCAGCAGCACUCCAUCACAUCAGGCAGCCACGGAGGGCAGUUUGACGCCCAUGAGCCAACGAGCUGCCCGCCCCAUGCAACACCCCUCGCAGUGGAAGUGCAAAGCCUCCAGCAGCAGCAGCACUCCAUCACAUCAGGCAGCCACGGAGGGCAGUUUGACGCCCAUGAGCCAACGGGCUGCCCGCCCCACGCAACACCCCUCGCAGUGGCAGUGCAAAGCCGCCAGCAGCAGCAGCAGCACUCCAUCACAUCAGGCAGCCACGGAGGGCAGUUUGACGCCCAUGAGCCAACGAGCUGCCCGCCCCACGCAACACCCCUCGCAGUGGCAAUGCAAAGCCGCAAGCAGCAGCAGCACUCCAUCACAUCAGGCAGCCACGGAGGGCAGUUUGACGCCCAUGAGCCAACGAGCUGCCCGCCCCAUGCAACACCCCUCGCAGUGGAAGUGCAAAGCCUCCAGCAGCAGCAGCACUCCAUCACAUCAGGCAGCCACGGAGGGCAGUUUGACGCCCAUGAGCCAACGAGCUGCCCGCCCCACGCAACACCCCUCGCAGUGGCAGUGCAAAGCCGCAAGCAGCAGCAGCACUCCAUCACAUCAGGCAGCCACGGAGGGCAGUUUGACGCCCAUGAGCCAACGAGCUGCCCGCCCCACGCAACACCCCUCGCAGUGGCAGUGCAAAGCCGCCAGCAGCAGCAGCACUCCAUCACAUCAGGCAGCCACGGAGGGCAGUUUGACGCCCAUGAGCCAACGAGCUGCCCGCCCCACGCAACACCCCUCGCAGUGGAAGUGCAAAGCCUCCAGCAGCAGCAGCACUCCAUCACAUCAGGCAGCCACGGAGGGCAGUUUGACGCCCAUGAGCCAACGAGCUGCCCGCCCCACGCAAUACCCCUCGCAGUGGCAGUGCAAAGCCGCCAGCAGCAGCAGCACUCCAUCACAUCAGGCAGCCACGGAGGGCAGUUUGACGCCCAUGAGCCAACGAGCUGCCCGCCCCACGCAACACCCCUCGCAGUGGAACUGCCCGCCCCACGCAACACCCCUCGCAGUGGCAGUGCAAGCUGCCAGCAGCAGCAGCACUCCAUCACAUCAGGCAGCCACGGAGGGCAGUUUGACGCCCAUGAGCCAACGAGCUGCCCGCCCCAUGCAACACCCCUCGCAGUGGAAGUGCAAAGCCUCCAGCAGCAGCAGCACUCCAUCACAUCAGGCAGCCACGGAGGGCAGUUUGACGCCCAUGAGCCAACGGGCUGCCCGCCCCACGCAACACCCCUCGCAGUGGCAGUGCAAAGCCGCCAGCAGCAGCAGCAGCACUCCAUCACAUCAGGCAGCCACGGAGGGCAGUUUGACGCCCAUGAGCCAACGAGCUGCCCGCCCCACGCAACACCCCUCGCAGUGGCAGUGCAAAGCCGCCAGCAGCAGCAGCACUCCAUCACAUCAGGCAGCCACGGAGGGCAGUUUGACGCCCAUGAGCCAACGAGCUGCCCGCCCCAUGCAACACCCCUCGCAGUGGAAGUGCAAAGCCUCCAGCAGCAGCAGCACUCCAUCACAUCAGGCAGCCACGGAGGGCAGUUUGACGCCCAUGAGCCAACGAGCUGCCCGCCCCACGCAACACCCCUCGCAGUGGCAGUGCAAAGCCGCCAGCAGCAGCAGCACUCCAUCACAUCAGGCAGCCACGGAGGGCAGUUUGACGCCCAUGAGCCAACGAGCUGCCCGCCCCACGCAACACCCCUCGCAGUGGAAGUGCAAAGCCUCCAGCAGCAGCAGCACUCCAUCACAUCAGGCAGCCACGGAGGGCAGUUUGACGCCCAUGAGCCAACGAGCUGCCCGCCCCACGCAACACCCCUCGCAGUGGAAGUGCAAAGCCGCCAGCAGCAGCAGCACUCCAUCACAUCAGGCAGCCACGGAGGGCAGUUUGACGCCCAUGAGCCAACGAGCUGCCCGCCCCACGCAACACCCCUCGCAGUGGAAGUGCAAAGCCUCCAGCAGCAGCAGCACUCCAUCACAUCAGGCAGCCACGGAGGGCAGUUUGACGCCCAUGAGCCAACGAGCUGCCCGCCCCACGCAAUACCCCUCGCAGUGGCAGUGCAAAGCCGCCAGCAGCAGCAGCACUCCAUCACAUCAGGCAGCCACGGAGGGCAGUUUGACGCCCAUGAGCCAACGAGCUGCCCGCCCCACGCAACACCCCUCGCAGUGGAACUGCCCGCCCCACGCAACACCCCUCGCAGUGGCAGUGCAAGCUGCCAGCAGCAGCAGCACUCCAUCACAUCAGGCAGCCACGGAGGGCAGUUUGACGCCCAUGAGCCAACGAGCUGCCCGCCCCACGCAACACCCCUCGCAGUGGCAGUGCAAAGCCGCCAGCAGCAGCAGCACUCCAUCACAUCAGGCAGCCACGGAGGGCAGUUUGACGCCCAUGAGCCAACGAGCUGCCCGCCCCAUGCAACACCCCUCGCAGUGGAAGUGCAAAGCCUCCAGCAGCAGCAGCACUCCAUCACAUCAGGCAGCCACGGAGGGCAGUUUGACGCCCAUGAGCCAACGGGCUGCCCGCCCCACGCAACACCCCUCGCAGUGGCAGUGCAAAGCCGCCAGCAGCAGCAGCAGCACUCCAUCACAUCAGGCAGCCACGGAGGGCAGUUUGACGCCCAUGAGCCAACGAGCUGCCCGCCCCACGCAACACCCCUCGCAGUGGCAAUGCAAAGCCGCAAGCAGCAGCAGCACUCCAUCACAUCAGGCAGCCACGGAGGGCAGUUUGACGCCCAUGAGCCAACGAGCUGCCCGCCCCAUGCAACACCCCUCGCAGUGGAAGUGCAAAGCCUCCAGCAGCAGCAGCACUCCAUCACAUCAGGCAGCCACGGAGGGCAGUUUGACGCCCAUGAGCCAACGAGCUGCCCGCCCCACGCAACACCCCUCGCAGUGGCAGUGCAAAGCCGCAAGCAGCAGCAGCACUCCAUCACAUCAGGCAGCCACGGAGGGCAGUUUGACGCCCAUGAGCCAAUGAGCUGCCCGCCCCACGCAACACCCCUCGCAGUGGCAGUGCAAAGCCGCCAGCAGCAGCAGCACUCCAUCACAUCAGGCAGCCACGGAGGGCAGUUUGACGCCCAUGAGCCAACGAGCUGCCCGCCCCAUGCAACACCCCUCGCAGUGGAAGUGCAAAGCCUCCAGCAGCAGCAGCACUCCAUCACAUCAGGCAGCCACGGAGGGCAGUUUGACGCCCAUGAGCCAACGAGCUGCCCGCCCCACGCAACACCCCUCGCAGUGGAAGUGCAAAGCCGCCAGCAGCAGCAGCACUCCAUCACAUCAGGCAGCCACGGAGGGCAGUUUGACGCCCAUGAGCCAACGAGCUGCCCGCCCCACGCAACACCCCUCGCAGUGGAAGUGCAAAGCCUCCAGCAGCAGCAGCACUCCAUCACAUCAGGCAGCCACGGAGGGCAGUUUGACGCCCAUGAGCCAACGAGCUGCCCGCCCCACGCAAUACCCCUCGCAGUGGCAGUGCAAAGCCGCCAGCAGCAGCAGCACUCCAUCACAUCAGGCAGCCACGGAGGGCAGUUUGACGCCCAUGAGCCAACGAGCUGCCCGCCCCACGCAACACCCCUCGCAGUGGAAGUGCAAAGCCGCCAGCAGCAGCAGCACUCCAUCACAUCAGGCAGCCACGGAAGGCAGUUUGACGCCCAUGAGCCAACGAGCUGCCCGCCCCACGCAACACCCCUCGCAGUGGCAGUGCAAGCUGCCAGCAGCAGCAGCACUCCAUCACAUCAGGCAGCCACGGAGGGCAGUUUGACGCCCAUGAGCCAACGAGCUGCCCGCCCCACGCAACACCCCUCGCAGUGGCAGUGCAAAGCCGCCAGCAGCAGCACUCCAUCACACCAGGCAACCAUGGAGAGCAGCUUGACGCCCAUGAGCCAACGAGCUGCCCGCCCCACGCAAAACCCCUCGCAGUGGCAUGGCAGUGCAAGCCGCCAGCAGCAGCAGCACUCCAUCACAUCAGGCAGCCACGGGGGGCAGUUUGACGCCCAUAAGCCAACGAGCUGCCCGCCCCACGCAACACCCCUCGCAGUGGCAGUGCAAAGCCUCGAGCAGCAGCAGCACUCCAUCACAUCAGGCAGCCACGGAGGGCAGUUUGACGCCCAUGAGCCAACGAGCUGCCCGCCCCAUGCAACACCCCUCGCAGUGGAAGUGCAAAGCCUCGAGCAGCAGCAGCACUCCAUCACAUCAGGCAGCCACGGAGGGCAGUUUGACGCCCAUGAGCCAACGAGCUGCCCGCCCCACGCAACACCCCUCGCAGUGGCAGUGCAAAGCCGCCAGCAGCAGCAGCACUCCAUCACAUCAGGCAGCCACGGAAGGCAGUUUGACGCCCAUGAGCCAACGAGCUGCCCGCCCCACGCAACACCCCUCGCAGUGGCAGUGCAAGCUGCCAGCAGCAGCAGCACUCCAUCACAUCAGGCAGCCACGGAGGGCAGUUUGACGCCCAUGAGCCAACGAGCUGCCCGCCCCACGCAACACCCCUCGCAGUGGCAGUGCAAAGCCGCCAGCAGCAGCACUCCAUCACACCAGGCAACCAUGGAGAGCAGCUUGACGCCCAUGAGCCAACGAGCUGCCCGCCCCACGCAAAACCCCUCGCAGUGGCAUGGCAGUGCAAGCCGCCAGCAGCAGCAGCACUCCAUCACAUCAGGCAGCCACGGAGGGCAGUUUGACGCCCAUGAGCCAACGAGCUGCCCGCCCCACGCAACACCCCUCGCAGUGGCAGUGCAAAGCCGCCAGCAGCAGCAGCACUCCAUCACAUCAGGCAGCCACGGAGGGCAGUUUGACGCCCAUGAGCCAACGAGCUGCCCGCCCCAUGCAACACCCCUCGCAGUGGAAGUGCAAAGCCUCCAGCAGCAGCAGCACUCCAUCACAUCAGGCAGCCACGGAGGGCAGUUUGACGCCCAUGAGCCAACGAGCUGCCCGCCCCACGCAACACCCCUCGCAGUGGCAGUGCAAAGCCGCCAGCAGCAGCAGCACUCCAUCACAUCAGGCAGCCACGGAGGGCAGUUUGACGCCCAUGAGCCAACGAGCUGCCCGCCCCAUGCAACACCCCUCGCAGUGGAAGUGCAAAGCCUCCAGCAGCAGCAGCACUCCAUCACAUCAGGCAGCCACGGAGGGCAGUUUGACGCCCAUGAGCCAACGGGCUGCCCGCCCCACGCAACACCCCUCGCAGUGGCAGUGCAAAGCCGCCAGCAGCAGCAGCAGCACUCCAUCACAUCAGGCAGCCACGGAGGGCAGUUUGACGCCCAUGAGCCAACGAGCUGCCCGCCCCACGCAACACCCCUCGCAGUGGAAGUGCAAAGCCGCCAGCAGCAGCAGCACUCCAUCACAUCAUGCAGCCACGGAAGGCAGUUUGACGCCCAUGAGCCAACGAGCUGCCCGCCCCACGCAACACCCCUCGCAGUGGCAGUGCAAAGCCUCCAGCAGCAGCAGCACUCCAUCACAUCAGGCAGCCACGGAGGGCAGUUUGACGCCCAUGAGCCAACGAGCUGCCCGCCCCACGCAACACCCCUCGCAGUGGCAGUGCAAAGCCGCCAGCAGCAGCAGCACUCCAUCACAUCAGGCAGCCACGGAGAGCAGCUUGACGCCCAUGAGCCAACGAGCUGCCCGCCCCACGCAACACCCCUCGCAGUGGAAGUGCAAAGCCGCCAGCAGCAGCAGCACUCCAUCACAUCAGGCAGCCACGGAAGGCAGUUUGACGCCCAUGAGCCAACGAGCUGCCCGCCCCACGCAACACCCCUCGCAGUGGCAGUGCAAGCCGCCAGCAGCAGCAGCAGUCCAUCACAUCAGGCAGCCACGGAGGGCAGUUUGACGCCCAUGAGCCAACGAGCUGCCCGCCCCACGCAACACCCCUCGCAGUGGCA